AUGGCCAUGUCCCUGAAUGAACCAACUAGCGGUCAGUCUGACGCGCACAGCAACAAGGAAACAACUGCUGAAGCGGAUAUCGCAAAGUCAUCGCCUAACUCUGAGCCCGGUGAGCCGGGCGGUGACCAAAAAGCUACCAAUGACAUUUCCACUACUGAAGGUGAUGCAGACUCCGCCAACGUAGAAGAGGCUUCCGAUGCUAUUGAUGGAGGGAUUCAGCUUGGUGUUGAAUCUGAGGAAAAGAAGAAGAAGAAGAAGAAAAAGAAGUCUAAGAAGAAGGGUGCUGCCGCUCGAAAAAAUGUUACUGGCUUCGAAGAAUUCUAUGCCGAUGCUCCCAUAACUCCGGCCGAAGCUGCCAAGGAGAAGAAAGAAAUCUAUAAUGCAUCACGCUCCUUCUCUGACCGUAUCGAAGAAUGCAUCCAGAGAUACCGAGCUAGCCGCCGAAUGGAUAGCGAACGUCUUAUGCUCUUCAACAAAUAUUUGUGGCUCGGGGGCAUCGACUCAUCUCCACGCCAGUUCACCGGCUUUGCCGAGGAUCGCGAUGCUCUUGCCGAGGCAGACGCUGAUGAGAUUCGCCAGAUGACGGCAACCGACUUCAUUGGCGGUAGUGGUAUCCGUUUCUACGAUCCUCUAGAGCCUGAACAUUGGUUCGUUGACUUCGAGGGCAUCGUGAAAUGUUUCCUAUCUAGAGUUGUCCCAAUCAUCUACAUGUACGAUGAGGCAGCUAAUAUCCAAGCUGCGGGCCUCGUCAAGAAUUUCCUUAACUAUGUUCUGAUGCACGACGUUUGCCCCGAGUACACCUUUGAUAUCAUGGCUGCUAGAAGAAUCUGCGACGCUGCCCCUUAUGAAUUACGCAUGAUGCACGAGCUUAUUCUUUCGCUCCCGGGUGCCUUUAAUACUGCCGCGCACUCGCUUUUCUGCGACCGACAGGUGGACAAGCAUGAUGUGCCUGAUAACUAUGAUAAGCUGAUUGCAUUCCGUGUUACAGUCUUCUCAUCAGCACUUGACCAGAAAAUCAAGAAACGACUUAUUGACUCCGAUCCUACUGCUAUUCGCGUUGUUAACACAAAGGAAGAGACUUACGAAGUGGUGGAUAUAAUCCUGCCGCGCCAGCGAGACAUCGUGAUGGUAAAGGAACAGUUAGAGGAAGCUGGCCAUUCCGGCAAAGGAAAACCGGCUGGCAUUCUUGUUCUAAAGCCUUCUGUCGUUGACUUCGGCUUCAAUAACUUGCCUCGUCCGGAUCAAGUUGACUUCACUGGCGCAGAGUUAGAAGACUACUUGCUUGAAGACGAUUUACUUGAAAAGUUCGACAAGGGAAUGAAGAUCAAGGCCAUUGUAUGCGAGCUCAAUAUUGGUGUUCGCUUCAUCAAGGCGGUCAAGAACGUCCACGUCUCUUUUGACCUAUUCUUACCUCAGAUCCUAAUGGAGAACUGGAAGGACCCUGCCCCUAGCACGCGCCCACCUCCAUCAGCCUCUAACCCAAAUAUUGAGGAGAAAGCCAUAGUUGAUGAUGACUAG
Daldinia childiae is the source of this 1518-nucleotide messenger RNA. Its product is annotated as Argonaute-binding protein 1. The coding region runs from base 1 to 1518 and encodes 505 amino acids. Gene Ontology annotation, biological process: regulatory ncRNA-mediated gene silencing. The record is from RefSeq and is a predicted model, not a curated record. Lineage: Eukaryota; Fungi; Ascomycota; Sordariomycetes; Xylariales; Hypoxylaceae. The transcript has 5 exons. Gene Ontology annotation, cellular component: ARC complex.